Diabrotica balteata is the source of this 578-nucleotide messenger RNA. NCBI's taxonomy places the organism in Eukaryota, Metazoa, Arthropoda, Insecta, Coleoptera, Chrysomelidae. The record is from the annotation of a GenBank genome assembly.
CAAAAAUUAAGCAGCUGAAAACAGAAUUAAACAACAGUCAUCAUGAAGUAUCUCGUGAUUGUUGCCAUAUUCUUCGUCUCUGCACAAGCAAUUGACCCCAAAUUAGUCUCAGAAUUUAUGGAAAAACUUGCCAACUUUGGAGAAAAAUGUAUGAUAGAGACCAAAACAACAAGUGAGGAUGUUGCCCGUAUCAUGGCACAUCAACUUCCAGAAACUCAUGAAGGAAAGUGCAUGAUCUCUUGUGUCUACAAAGCAUUCAAAAUCCAAAAUGAAGAUGGAACCAUGAACUCUGACGAAACUUUGAAACUUAUGGAGCAAAUCAAAGACAGCGAUCCAGAAUUGUUCGAAAAAAUGAUGAAAGUGUUCAAAACUUGCCAUGGAAGGCCAGAACUUAUUGUCGUAGAUCCCUGCGUAACAGCUGUCAAUAUGGGGGUAUGUGCAGUGAUUGAAGGAAAAGCGCUUGGCAUCAAAUCCGAAAUGUUUGGAAUGUGAUUUUUUGUUGGAUUCUUAAAUAUGUUUCAACUAGAUGAUCUGUUGUUUGUUUAAAUAAAGCAAUUAUACGUUUUUGGUAUAGUAAA